UUCAGAACAUGGACUUAAGACGUAAACAGUGCAGCUUUGCGAUGAAGAUGUCUGGCAGUGGUGUUCUCUCUCAGCGCCAUCACAUCGGUCUCCAGCAGCUACAGGCCAUCACAGCCAGCGCUCAGGGAUUUCUAGGUCCAAACAAACAUCUGAAGUACAUUCAAGAUGAAGACGCCGGGGAUGCAGUUUUAAUCGGAUCCUGUCCACGUCUGCUGGAACAUCUGGAGCUGGACGGAUCUGUCGGACAGCUACUGCAUGAGACAGUUCAGGCCCAGCAGAAGCUCUUCCACGCAGGCACGAGCACGCUAAUGUUCCUGGCUGGAGCCUGGAGCCGAGUCGCUCUGGAGGGUCUGAGCAGAGGAAUCAGUGUGUCCGACGUCAAAACGGCCAUGAGGAGAGCACUACAGGAGUGUUUGGAUGCAUGCACACAGUCGGCAGUCAGUGUGGAGGAGUUUAGGAAAUCAGAUGUUAUAUAUGAUGAUCGGAAAAUUACACUUAAACACGGCAGACACUUUAAUGCACAAACUGAACACACACAAUCAGAUGUCAAUGUGCAAGAGUGUAGGAAAUUAGAUAUUAAAUCUGAUGAUCAAUACAGGGAUAUGACACUCAAACACAGCAGAUACGUUAAUGCACAAACUGAACACACACAAUUAGAUGCCAAUGUGCAAGAGUGUAGGAAAUUAGAUAUUAAAUCUGAUGAUCAAUACAGGGAUAUGACACUUAAAUACAGCAGAUACGUUAAUACACAAACCGGACACACACAAUCAGAUGUCAAUGUGCAACAGUGUAGGAAAUUAGAUAUUAAAUCUGACGAUCAAUACAUGGAUAUGACACUCAAACAUAGCAGAUACGUUAAUACACAAACCGGACACACACAAUCAGAUGUCAAUGUGGAAGAGUUUAAGAGAUCAGAUAUCACAUAUGAUGAUCAAUGCAUGGAUAUGACACCUAAAUACAGCAGAAAAUGUAAUGCACAAACUGAACACACACAAUCAGAUGUCAAUGUGCAAGAGUGUAAGAAAUUAGAUAUUAAAUCUGAUGAUCAAUGCAUGGAUAUGACACUCAAACACAGCAGACAUUUUAAUUCUCAAACUGAACACACACAAUCAGAUGUCAAAGUGCAAGAUUUUAAGAAGUUAGAUAUCAAAUCUGAUAAUCAAUGCAUGGAUAUGGCACUCAAACACAGCAGAUACGUUAAUACACAAACCGGACACACACAAUCAGAUGUCAAUGUGCAAGAGUGUAGGAAAUUAGAUAUUAAAUCUGACGAUCAGUGCAUGGAUAUGACACUCAAACACAGCAGACACUUUAACGCACAAACUGAAAACACACAAUCAGAAGUCAGUGUGGAAGAGUUUAAGAGAUCAGAUAUCACAUAUGAUGAUCGGAAAACGACACUCAAACACAGCAGACACUGUAAUGCACAUACCGAACACACACAUCAUGACGUCAAUGGCAUCGCACAUGCCAUCAGACACGGAUGCACCUCCAUGCAUUUAGUUUUAAAAGCGUACGAGUUGCAAAACAGCACACAUCUGGAUAUACAGAAUCUGGCAACGUGCUGCAUCCCCGGCAUAUCUGAAGAUCAUGUGUGUGUGCUGCGUGGAUAUGUCACACUACUAUCAGCCCAACAGAUGACCCAAGUUCAGCGCCUUCAGGGACAUCCAUUGAAUAUCGCUUUAAUAAAUGGUGAUUUAUCUGAGAAAUAUCAUCAUGUGGGCUUUAACAGACCGGGAGAUGUGGUGCACAUCACAGAUUUGUUAAUCACUGAGGAAUCCUGGAUUGAAAAUGCAUUCAAAAUCCUGCAUGAUUUUAGUAUUGAUGUUAUAUUUGUGACUGGUAUGGUUGAUGUUGAUCUGAAACAGAGAUGCACAGACAUUCUGAUGCUUGAAGGUGUUAAAUGCAGCGUUUUCAAGCAUUUCAGCACAUGCACCGGAGCCGUCCCGCUGUCCUACAUCUGUCAGCUGGAUGAACGCUGCGUGGGCCGAGGGCUGAGGCUCAGAAAUGAGCUGAUAUGUGGGAAAUCUGAGUUUGUGAGCAUCACCACUGACUGCUCGGUUCUGGUCACUGCGGUUAUAUGCAGCUCUGUAUCUGCUAAACUGCAGAUGCUGGAGGAUGAGUUCUGGAGCUGCACGCACCGGCUGCAGCAUGCGCUCACAGAUGGGAAACUUCUGCAUGGUGCUGGAGUCACUGAACUCAUAUGCAUACGCCGACUUCGACAGUACACACAGCUGCACUCUGACAAAAGCCCUCAUGAAAGUGUGAUCCUGGAGCUGAUGUCUGAAGCUUGGAUGGACUUCAUCUCCACUGUAAUGCUGAACAGCGGCUCGGUGGCGAAUAAAACAGAGGCCUGGACGUCUAUCGCACAUCAGAUGAGACGACACACAGAUAUAGGAGCCACAGAUGGACUCGGUGUGUAUGAUAACGUGACGGUGAAGUGUGAAGCCUGGAGAAGAGCUCUGGAUCUGGUGUUUCUGGUGCUUCAGUCGGACACUGAGAUCAUUACUGGGGUCAGUCAGGGAGAAAACGCUUAUAAUCAGCUCAUUUUUCUUUGACAUCUGUGGUAUUAUUAAAGUUUGGGUGAGUUGGAAA
Messenger RNA from Danio aesculapii, 2595 nucleotides. It is a transcript of the gene bbs12, whose product is annotated as Bardet-Biedl syndrome 12. Gene Ontology annotation, biological process: chaperone-mediated protein complex assembly; photoreceptor cell maintenance. NCBI's taxonomy places the organism in Eukaryota, Metazoa, Chordata, Actinopteri, Cypriniformes, Danionidae. The transcript is spliced from 4 exons. The coding region runs from base 9 to 2558 and encodes 849 amino acids. Gene Ontology annotation, molecular function: ATP binding. The record is from RefSeq and is a predicted model, not a curated record.